AUGUCGGUAGAACCCGUAAACGAUGUUGAUCAAUAUGUGACAACAUUGCCAAUAGAAGCCGUAGGUGAAAAUCAUCAUCAUGAUCAUCUUCACCAACAUAAAAAUGUUCAUUAUGGGAAACCAUAUUUUGCUGUGUUCGCAGCAAUGUUUUCUUCAAUAGGUGGGUUUUUUUUUGGCUAUGAUCAAGGUGUUACCGGUGGUAUAGCUGUCAUGGCUUCAUUUAAAAGCGACUUUUGUAUUAAUGUGUCCGGCAGUGAAAGCGAGUGCAAUCUUCCAGUACCUGCUUUGCCGUCUGAUUACAGACGAUUUUUAGUACUCUUCACGUUACUGUACAAUGUCGGAUGUUUUCUUGGUGCUGUGUUCAUAUCUUCAUUGAUAGCUGAAAAAUUUGGACGUCGAGCCAUUCUUUUUACCGCAUCAAUUCUGUUUUUCAUUGGUACAUCAAUAGUUAUUUUUCCACCAGGAGGCUCGAAAAAUAUUAUGAUUUUAAUACUUUUUGGCCGAGUUAUCGAAGGAAUAGGCGUUGGUUGUUCAUCAUUUUCCUGUCCACUGUACGCUUCGGAAAUAGCUCCAACAAAUCUGCGUGGAAUGCUUUCGGGCUUCAUGCAAAUGACUGUAGUUAUUGGUUUGUUUCUUGCCAAUGUAGCUAAUUUUUUCUUACAAAAUGUUAAAUGGGGUUGGCGAUGGUCAAAUGGAAUUAUUUUGAUCGCUCCAAUAUCGAUUAUGAUAGGUAUAUUUUUCCUACCUGAAACUCCUCGAUGGUUGUUCAAAAGAAAAGGUCGAGAUUUGGCUGAAAAAAGUUUAAAACGCAUCCGUAGAUUAGAUGAUGUAACUGCUGAAUUAGACGCUAUUGCUGAUGCUAUACAAGAAGAAGGCAAUCAAGUAUCUAUCAAAGAACUAUUUGCAACAAAAAAAAUGCUUGAAAGACUUGGUGUUGGCGUAGGUAUGCAUAUUUUACAACAAGCAACCGGUAUUAAUCCUAUAUUUAAUUUUGGCGGUAUUAUUUAUGAAAGUGUUCUUGGACAGGGUCUCGUAUCAUUAUUGAUUUUGUCUGGUGCAAAUUUACUGAGUACAAUACCAGCCUUGUUCUUAUUUGACAGAUUAGGCCGUCGAAGUCUUCUCAUAUUUUGUGGCUUAGCUAUGGCGGUUGGUCAUAUUGUUGCAGCAACUGUCUUUGUGACAGGUUGUGAUGUAACUGAAAGUAUUAUAAAUGGCACUACAGCUGUUGAAGAGAGAAUCAACUGUGGCUCAGCUUCCGGAAUAUUAAUGCUUGUCUUUACAGUUAUAUUUGUAGUCUUUUUUGCACUUUCUUGGGGACCAAUCGCCUGGAUUUAUGCAGCUGAGAUUUUUCCUCUUAACGUCCGAGCUCGAGCUGUUUCUAUCACAACAGGAAGCAAUUGGUUAAUGGGUACGGCCAUGUCUUACAUAUUGGAAUUAAUAUCUCCAUUAGGGAUUCAUGGCGUAUUUUAUCUAUUUAGUGGAUUGACUUUGUUGGCUGUUAUAUUCGUAUAUCUCUUCUGUCCCGAAACACGAGGAGUUUUAUUGGAAGAUAUUGAAGAAGAAUUCGAUAAUUUCCAGUUAAAAAACAGAACAGUAGUAAAAAUAUUAUGUAAACCAUGUCAACGGAACAGAAAACGGACUGCUAAAGUAGAUGCAAUUGAAAUGCAAUAA
Molecule: messenger RNA, 1671 nt
Organism: Rotaria sp. Silwood2
Lineage: Eukaryota; Metazoa; Rotifera; Eurotatoria; Philodinida; Philodinidae
Source: the annotation of a GenBank genome assembly